Molecule: messenger RNA, 2883 nt
Organism: Biomphalaria glabrata
Lineage: Eukaryota; Metazoa; Mollusca; Gastropoda; Planorbidae
Product: trifunctional enzyme subunit alpha, mitochondrial-like
Exons: 23
Coding region: 83-2380 (765 amino acids)
Biological process (GO): fatty acid beta-oxidation
Cellular component (GO): mitochondrial fatty acid beta-oxidation multienzyme complex; mitochondrion
Molecular function (GO): NAD+ binding; enoyl-CoA hydratase activity; long-chain (3S)-3-hydroxyacyl-CoA dehydrogenase (NAD+) activity
Source: RefSeq, a predicted model, not a curated record
AAAUUGGACCUCGUCAUAAUUUUGUAUCCCAAGAGGUUGGGAUCAAAGUUCAAGAGACAGUGUUGUCUGUGGGUAUGAAAACAUGGCUAGCUUACGACUGUGUAUGUUGAGUCGAAAUGUUAACUGUCGAUUUAGGCCUAGCUUUGGAGCCUUAAAUCACAGUUUUCCUAGGCUUCUGUCUACAACAAGUACAAUGAAUGGGAAAUAUCUCCAGCUAGAUGUUCAAAAUGAUAUUGCUGUCAUUCGAUUUGACAAUCCAGAUUCUAAAGUGAACACACUGUCUACUGCCAUGCAAAGUGAAUUUGAGGAAGUUGUUCGUCAGGUGAAAACUAAUGACAAAAUCAAAGGUGCUGUGGUGAUUUCUAAAAAGCCAAAUUGUUUUAUAGCUGGAGCUGACAUCAAUAUGAUAGCUAGCUGUAAGUCCAAAGAUGAAGUUAAAAAACUUUCUCAGAGAGGCCAGGAAGCCUUCCAAGCCAUAGAAAGCAGUCAGAAACCCUUUGUCGCUGCUAUUAUGGGACAGUGUCUAGGAGGGGGUUGUGAGCUAGCUCAGGCUUGUCAUUAUCGCAUUGCAAUGGCAGACAGAAAAACUGGACUUGGGCUACCAGAAGUAAUGUUAGGACUUUUGCCAGGUGCUGGAGGUACACAACGUCUACCUAAAUUGGUUUCAGUUCCAAAUGCUCUAGACUUGAUGUUAACAGGGAAAACGCUCAAAGCUGAUAAAGCCAAAAAACUGGGUCUUGUUGACUUAACAGUACAACCUUUAGGUCCAGGUCUAAGUGACCCUGAUACCAACUCAUUAAAUUAUUUAGAACAAGUGGCCAUCCAAACUGCAAGAGACUUGGUUUCUGGGGCAUUGAAAAAAACACCAAAGAAAAAAGCUCUUCCAGACAAAGUCAUGGACCUAAUGUUGAAGUAUGAUGUAGGCAGAAACUUUGUCUUCAAUAAAGCUAAAACACAAGUCAUGAAGUUAUCUAGGGGAUUGUAUCCUGCACCCCUCAAGAUUAUUGAGGUAGUUAAAAAAGGUGUUGAAAAAGGACCAAAGGCUGGUUACCCUGCAGAAGCAGAAGCAUUUGGAGAGUUGGCAAUGACCUCUCAGUCUAAAGCUCUGAUUGGUCUUUAUCAUGGACAGACUGCUUGUAAAAAGAAUCCAUUUGGAAAACCACAAAAAACUGUGAAGACUAUUGGUGUGUUGGGAGCUGGACUCAUGGGUGCUGGAAUAGCUCAGGUUUCCAUUGAUAAAAAUAUGAAGGUUUUAUUGAAAGAUAUGUCUUUGAAAGGACUUGCAAGAGGACAAGAUCAAAUACAAAAAGGAUUUGAUGGAGCAGUCAAGAAAAAGAAAAUCUCAGCGUUUGAACGAGAAGUCAUUCUGUCCAACCUUGAUCCUACACUAACAUAUGAUAGAUUUAGCUCAUGUGACAUGGUCAUAGAAGCUGUGUUUGAGGAUAUCAACAUUAAACAUAAAGUCAUUAAGGAACUUGAAAAGUUCACAACACCAGAAUGUAUAUUUGCAUCAAACACAUCAGCACUUCCUAUCUCUAAAAUAGCAGAGGGACAUUCUCGACCAGACAAGGUUAUUGGAAUGCAUUACUUCUCUCCUGUGGACAAAAUGCAACUUUUGGAAAUCAUCACAACAGAUAAAACUUCCAAAGAAACAGCAGCUGCAGCAGUUGAUGUUGGCCUGAGGCAAGGUAAAGUUGUCAUCACUGUGAAAGAUGGACCAGGGUUCUAUACCACUAGAAUGUUAGCACCAAUCAUGAUAGAGUUUAUUAGAGUGCUUCAGGAAGGCACAAGUCCUAAGAAGUUGGAUACCCUAGCUAAAGAUUUAGGUUUCCCAGUAGGUGUGUCCUCCCUCUCAGAUGAAGUAGGUUUAGAUGUGGCUGCCCAUGUAGCUGAAGAUCUCUCAAAAGCAUUUCCAGAUCGGUUCAAAGGAGGUAAUCCUGAAGUUCUUAAAACAAUGGUUGCUCAGGGAUUUUUAGGCCGUAAGUCUGGUAAAGGUUGGUUUCUGUAUGAGGAAGGAAGUAAAGACAAACCAGAAAAUCCACAAGCUCUAGAAAUUCUGAAACAGUUUCACAUUCCUCCAGCUGCUGGAAUCACAGAUGAAGACUUGAAAUAUCGUCUGCUCUAUAGACUAGUCAAUGAAGCUGUAUUGUGUUUACAAGAAGGAAUCCUUUCUAAUCCACUUGAUGGAGACAUUGGAGCAGUAUUUGGUAUUGGAUUCCCUCCAUUUUUAGGAGGUCCCUUUAGAUACCUUGACAUCCAUGGAGCUAAGCCAGUUGUUGAACGAAUGUUGAAGUAUCGUGAUUUGUUUGGUGCUCAGUUUGAACCUUGCCAACUCCUGAAGGACCAUGCCAAUGACUCUAGCAAGAAGUUUCAUCAAUAAUGCUAGCUCAACCAGACCCACAGUGUUGACCAGAUAGUUGAAGGCAGUGUAAGCUAUAAAUUUGCCCUCUAUGUGCCAUGAUGUACAGUCACAUUCUUGAUCAAUAAAUAGUUUUGACAAAUUUUUGUGAUAAAACAAUUUUUAUACAUUGUCCAUAUAUUAUAUACUAAAUAAUGAUGUGAUGGAGCUUAGCUUUGUUAUUUGUUUAUGUGAUUUAUAACGAUGUGUACAUUUACUCUGAAGACUGUUUUAGGAUUGACUCAUCCUUUACUUCAUUAUCACUGGUGACAUGCCUAGUUGCUUUUUAAAACCUAUGUUGGCAUUGUACUCUUAUUAAAUGUAUAGUCAUUAGCUACUUAACAAAUUACAGCACAAACUGCUAGGCUGCCGUCAUUGAUAAUGGUAAAGUGCCAUGUUAUGUUUAUUUAUUGACAUUUUCUUUAAAGAGUUCAUACAUUUUUCUUUACCUUUUAUUGAAAAUUAAAAAUUUUCUUUUUGUAAUA